GCUUUAGAUAAGUCUGGCCGUAAACUUUCCAUCUCAGAACAUGAUUCUCUGCUGAAGAUGAAUGUAUCUGCACUAAAGUCUUCAUGCCCUCUACCAGGAUAUGUCUCACUGUUUGUGGGGAUGCCCAUGAUUUUACACUCCCAGAACCUCUCAACUGACCUUGGCAUCACAAAUGGUUCACAAGGCAUUGUCCAGCAAAUUUUCAUCACAAGAUCAUCAGCAGGCUUCAACCAUGCAUCCUGUGUCCUGGUCCACUUCCCUGAUAGCAAAGUGCAUCUCAGCAAGCUUCCCCAAGGCUGGUAUCCCAUCUGUCCUGCAACAUGGACCUUUACAACUACAAUGGAUGGUGCCAAUGGCAUUCAAGAGAGGUUAUGGAUCACACGGGCCCAAGUCCCACUUCAACCAGCUUUUGCCAUCACUGCCCAUUCUGUGCAAGGCAAAACACUGCCUCGAGUUCUGGUAAAC
Suillus fuscotomentosus is the source of this 465-nucleotide messenger RNA. RefSeq lists its product as uncharacterized. NCBI's taxonomy places the organism in Eukaryota, Fungi, Basidiomycota, Agaricomycetes, Boletales, Suillaceae. The record is from RefSeq and is a predicted model, not a curated record. The transcript has a single exon. The annotation marks the transcript as partial.